Parnassius apollo (apollo) is the source of this 408-nucleotide messenger RNA. The record is from the annotation of a GenBank genome assembly. Lineage: Eukaryota; Metazoa; Arthropoda; Insecta; Lepidoptera; Papilionidae.
AUGCAUAGAAGCACACCAAUAGCCCAAAGUAGGAGAAUAGCAUCUACGGAUUGUUCAUUAUCUGCAGCUAACGCAGCUGCUGCGCUAGCAACCGCCGACGGUGGAGGUUUUACUGUGAUCAGUAGCUCACCCACAGCUCCUUACGGUGUAUCCGUAGCAUCCAAUAACGAAAUUUCGGGCAUUUUGUCGGUCAUCAGCCAGCUGCCAUUCUUAGGCACCGCACUUUUGACGGUGGACGGUGUAUUGCCUACAGCUGGCGCUGGUUAUGUAAGAUACGGCUGUGGUUACGGUGAUGUGGGCAUCGUGAGUAAAGACUUCGCUUGUACUACUGUCGUUCAUGGAUAUGACAACGGUUUCAGCACCGAAGGAUGUCAUAACAUCCGGCGCCAAUGCGGUGGUGGAAAAUGA